AUCGCCACACCUUUUUUGUAGCCUUCCUGCCCCCUGCGACAUUAUAAAAACCACUCACCUGCCUGCAGACUUUGUCACUCGAGGUACGACCCACUGAAGUUCAGACCGCUGGUACAACCCACAGAAGUCCGCCACGAUGAAAGUCAAGGAUAUGUCAAUCAAGCUGGGUAAUGAGUUGAAGAUCCGCGUCAAACCUAGUGAGAACUGCGAGAGUUUUGCCAUCAACAUCGGUCACGAUCCUGAGAACAUCGCAAUGCACUUCAACCCCCGCUUUAGCAGCAACAACAUCGUCUACAACUCUUUGUCCGGGGGAUGCUGGGGCGAUGAGAUGCACGACGGGAACUUCCCAUUCGCUCGUGGAGAGGAAUGCAAGUUUUACAUCAGCUUCAACAACGAGCAGUUUUACAUCAAACUUCCCGAUGGCACCAUGAUAAACUUCCCCAACCGCCUGGGAGAUGUCAAGUACAAGUACUUCGAUGUAAGCGGUGACGCAAGGAUCGUUGGCAUCAAGCUCAAGUAGAGGCUGACCUCUUCUUAAGCCGUGACCCUUCACCUGUCUACCUUUUGCUUGUUGCUAAAAGAGUCUCAUGUUUUACAUAACUGAGCCCAGG
This is a messenger RNA of Archocentrus centrarchus (flier cichlid), 611 nucleotides long. Its product is annotated as galectin-2-like. Gene Ontology annotation, molecular function: laminin binding; carbohydrate binding; galactoside binding. NCBI's taxonomy places the organism in Eukaryota, Metazoa, Chordata, Actinopteri, Cichliformes, Cichlidae. Bases 137 to 520 code for a protein of 127 amino acids. The transcript has 4 exons. The record is from RefSeq and is a predicted model, not a curated record.